GCCAAAUACACGCGAUGAGAGUGGUAAGAUGGCGGCCAGACGGCUUCACUCUGACGAACCUAUAAGCUCUCCAGGUUUUAUUUUGAGCUCAGUGGUCGGUCCAAGGUUCAGCAGUGUUGUUUUUUUUAGCAGAAUGAACAAAAGUUCGAUAAAAUAACUUGUUUUGAGGUUUUCUUUGUGGCGUUGUGUGUAUUUUAAGGCUCAGCGGGUGGAGAGAAUGGCGGAGGCUCCGGAGGAUGUGCACACGGAUGACUGUCUCAGCUCAUACACUCCCAUCUACAGCCAGGACCUGCUCAAGGAUCAGGUGGCCUUUAUAACAGGCGGCGGCUCCGGCAUCGGCUUCCGUAUCGCUGAGGUUCUUAUGAGGCAUGGCUGUGACACGGUCAUUGCCAGCAGGAACCUGGAGAAGCUCACUGAGGCAGCGAAGAAGUUGACCAGUGCGACGGGACGACACUGCCUUCCUCUGCAGAUGGACGUGCGUCAGCCAGAUACCAUCUCGACCGCUGUGGAUGAGACUCUGAAAGAGUUUGGACGUGUCGAUAUCCUUAUCAACAACGCGGCGGGGAACUUCCUGUGUCCUGCCACCGCUCUGUCCUUCAAUGCCUUUAAAACAGUUCUGGAGAUUGACACCAUGGGAACAUUUAACACCAGCAAAGUCGUCUAUGAAAAAUGGUUCAAAGAUCAUGGUGGCUCGAUUGUAAACAUCUCGGCCACACUCGGAUACAAAGGCCAAGCGCUCCAGGUGCAUGCUGGGUCUGCAAAGGCCGCCAAUGAUGCUAUGACAAGACACUUGGCAGUGGAAUGGGGUCCCAGUGGCGUGAGGGUGAACACUGUGGCACCAGGUCCAAUCUCUGGCACUGAGGGUUACCGCAGACUUGCUGGCUCCCAUGCGGAGAGUGCAGGAGUUUUCCGGACUAUUCCACUUCAGAGGGCGGGAAAUAAAACCGAAAUGGCGCAUACUGUUCUUUUCCUGGCGAGCCGCGCGGCAUCGUACAUCACUGGCGCCACGGUGGUGGCGGAUGGAGGGGCGUGGCUUACCUCGGCCAAUGAUGUGGAGCGCCUGUUGGAUCUUUGGUCACAAGAGAAAAGGAAAGACAAGUAAACCUCGGAGGAAUGGAGACAAAAACAGUCAUCGUCGAUUGAUUCCGAUCAUUAAAUUGUGCUUAAACAAUGAAAUACUGCACACGUCCAGACAUUUUCAUCAAUACAUACUGCAUGGUAGGUCUGACGCUGAUUUGUGGAAAAAGUCCUGUACUGAAUGUACCUUUUGGAAAUGUGUAGUCCGUAUGCAAAAUAAUUGUUGUUAAUGAUUGGAUCAUUAACAGUGUUUGUUAAUGUUAUGUUUUUUGUUAAUGACUGGAUAAAAUUACCCAUCAGUAAUUUUUAAAAAGUUGUUCCAGAUGGAGAUCAAUUCCAGAUAAUAGUAGGUCAUAUUUUACACCACUGGAACAAAAUUAGAAAAUUAAUUUAAAUAUAAUUUCUCUAUUCUAGCUCUCCAUACUGUACAUGUUUUCCAUAAUAAAACUUAUAAUUCUUA
Messenger RNA from Neoarius graeffei (lesser salmon catfish), 1537 nucleotides. It is a transcript of the gene decr2, whose product is annotated as 2,4-dienoyl CoA reductase 2, peroxisomal. Gene Ontology annotation, molecular function: 2,4-dienoyl-CoA reductase (NADPH) activity. Bases 218 to 1102 code for a protein of 294 amino acids. The record is from RefSeq and is a predicted model, not a curated record. The transcript is spliced from 10 exons. Gene Ontology annotation, biological process: fatty acid catabolic process. NCBI's taxonomy places the organism in Eukaryota, Metazoa, Chordata, Actinopteri, Siluriformes, Ariidae.